Molecule: messenger RNA, 477 nt
Organism: Aureobasidium uvarum
Lineage: Eukaryota; Fungi; Ascomycota; Dothideomycetes; Dothideales; Saccotheciaceae
Source: the annotation of a GenBank genome assembly
AUGGCGACGACGAAUGGCUCGUCGGGCUACGGCACGCCGCAGCGUGACGGCACCAUGUCAAUGCCGCCCGCCAAUGGCACUCCCCUGUCGCACACGACGCCCGAUGCGACAGCUCAGCCAGGAACAUACCCCGCCGUCACCAAUGGCAGGAAGCGCAAGGCCGACGGCACCUCGUCGCGCGGCGUCGCCAACCUGACUCCGGAGCAACUGGCCAAGAAGCGGGCAAACGACCGCGAGGCCCAGCGUGCCAUCCGCGAACGCACCCGCAACCAGAUCGAGACGCUGGAACGUCGCAUCAAGGAGCUCGAGAGCCAACAGCCCUUCCAGGAGCUGCAGAAUGCCCUCCGCCAGCGCGAGCAGGUCCAGGCCGAGAAUGACGACCUCAAGCGCCGCAUGCAGACCAUCUUCUCAUUGCUGCAGCCCGUUGCUGCCUCUCAGGGUCUGAAUGGUAGCAGUAGCUCUGUCGUCCCUCGCUAG